Molecule: messenger RNA, 556 nt
Organism: Babesia bovis T2Bo
Lineage: Eukaryota; Apicomplexa; Aconoidasida; Piroplasmida; Babesiidae
Exons: 3
Coding region: 52-513 (153 amino acids)
Source: RefSeq, a predicted model, not a curated record
CCUCAUAGACAUGCCCCCAGCUAUGUCUAAAAUAUAUAUUAUUAAUAAAUAAUGACUGACAAUAGUACACAUUGUUACGGCGGCAUUUGGUUGAAAAGUGAUGGCAAUCCUGUACGGUUAAAGGCAAAGUUAGCGGGUGCUGAUGAUUCCAUUGUUAAAUUUGAAUUUGAUAGGUCGAUACCUUCUGACGUUACUCCUAAAGAUGUGUUAGAGGCUCUGGGUGCGGUGGAAGUUGAGGGUGACAUCGCAGAUAUAACUGUAAGGGGACAUAGGCUUCAAUGCAAGUAUGUAGACCCCAAAUCUGUUAUUUUAAAUCUUGGAGAGAGUCCGGAGCGUUCACUAGACGUCACUGAUCGUUUCCUGGGGGUUGUAUAUGUAUCGCCUUCACUGGGUAAAACCACGAGUGCUUCGAAGUACUCUAUAGCGUGGCAGCAGGAGCCUAGUUACACAAAAUUCCACAAGGCACGCCCUUAUGGUUGUGACGAAUCAGCUAUUCCUGGACACACACGAUAGGGUCGGAACAAUGUAAUAUCGCUACACAUCUGUGUAAUUCCCC